AUGGAGCAAAGCGUCUGCAACUCUGCCGAUUCCUCGCCGAGUGGACUGAUCAUCCCACAGCUGCGCUCAGAUCCUCUGUACUGCGAAUUUCUCGAUGAUGAUUUCGAUGCCAAAACCGUUGCCGCGAAAGCAGUCGAGAACCUCGCUAUCACAGACAACCUCGCGAAGAUAUCAGCCGGAAUCUCGCUUGUCGAAAGAGAGAUUCGACACGAAGUGGGCGACAAAUACGAACAGCUGUUGAGCCAUGCCACGGACAUCGAGGUGCUCGAGAAGAGCCUCCAGGACACCUUCACAUCAGUCAAAGCUCUGAAGGUGAUCAGCGAUCGCCUCCAGAGUCGAAUGAAUGAAUGCUAUACGAAAGUUGAACAGCAGACCUUGAUGCUGGGUCGCCUCCAUGAAACUUGCGAGCUGGCUCGAAGUGUCGCGAGAUUGGCGGGAAUAUGUAAGCAGUUGCGUCAGAGUAAUUCCAAGCAGAAUAAGGACAUGAUCAAAAGCGCACAACUUAUCGCCGAGGUUGACCACCUCCUGUCGAACGUCGGGGAUGGGGUCCACUCGGUGAACGCAGUCAGACAGCAUCUCACCUUCCUCAGUGAAUUUCGAGUCGAUCUCAUUCGACAAUGUCAAAAUCUGCUCAAGUCUUCUCUAGAAACACAGAAUGCCGCUCAGAUCGCGAUUGCCCUCCAAUCGUUGCACCAUAUGGGUAUACUCUCCCAGCAGCUUGAAUGGCUUCUACAGAACUACCGGGAGAAGAACACGCGGGCCGCAAAGGAAGCUCUCGACAGUCAUAGGCUCACGCAAAACGAGCAAGCCGCAGGACGAGCGCCUGGCCGGGUCGCUCUCGGUGGGGGAGCAGCUUUCCGGGGCAACCUGUGGAAUGCGAUCGAAAACCUCACCGGAGCCAUCAACGCUCAGUUGGCUCAAGUCGCGGGGCUGGAGACCGUCAUGGCGAAGAGGAAAGACGCAAUCAGUCAUGCCACCUUCCUUCAAAUCUACAGUGAUGAGGGGAAACCCGGUCUGGUCGAAUCGUUGUGGGAGGAUCUGAGCGCGAUGCUCUCGGAAGAAUUGGUAUCUGCCUCGAGCCAAUCCACCUUCGUUCGUCAAGCCUUCGAAGGAGAGUAUCCGAAAUUGAUCAAGAUUUUCACCACGAAACUAGAAGGGGUUGACUUGGCGAAAUUGCGUCUUGAAGUCCUUGAGACCGCCUAUUUGAGCCGAUCACUAUCGCGGCUCCUCGACAGCGCCAACCUCUGCCUCACGAACACCCCGCCUUCACAGGAAGAUGUUCUGGCCGUUGUUAAUGUCAUCAUGUCCGAGAUCCGCGUCACCGAAUCUGUCGGGGAUUCGCAACUCUUACACAAAGUCGCUAAAAAUGUGGCGAAAACAGUUCAUCAUCUGGCGAGUCGAGCCGAGGAAACUGUCAUAAAGUCUUCAACUCCGGAUGCCAUCCAAGUGAUAGGUCCCGCGAACGUGACCCAAAAGAAUAACGGAAUCGCUCUACAAUUAUUGAAUCAGUUCUCUGUUCAAGUGGCGUCCUUCACCGAAAGCCUGACCUGCGAUGCCACCUCGAUAUCUGUGAUGUCGUCCUCGCUCAAGCACAUCGAUUCGACGUUGACGUCUUCCCUGGCCCCUCUUUUCUCUUCAAUCGGGAACGCAAUCGAAGCAAUUUUCCUCACGAUGCACGGGGAGAGAUACGAUAUCAAGAGCAAUGGGGAGAAAAUGUCCUGUUCUCUGUAUAUGCGAGAACUCACCGGUUUCAUGCAGAGAGUUAUAUCGGAGUACGUCAUCCUCUUCCCUGUCAAUGGAACGGUUCAGGGCAUGGUCCGCGAGAUGGGAUCCCGCACGAUCGAGCUCUUCUUGCGUUUCGCAACGCUUCUGCGUCCCGUGAGCGAUGGAGGAUGCUUGAAGCUCGCUGCAGACUGCUGCCAAUUGGAGACGAUCCUGAGUCAACUCAACCCUGAGUCCUAUGAGGAUUCUCUCGGUAGGCAGUUCCGCUCCUUGCGGGCCUUGAAACCGCUGCUGCUCCAAGAGGAGGAGCAGAUCGCGAAGUCCCCGUCCGUCGGAUCGGUGGUUCCUUACUCGACUGUUCUGCACUUCUUGUUCGCCCGGGCACCUCCUGAGAUGAAAUCACCUCAUGAAGCAGCGUCGUGGAGUCUUCAGAAAUAUUCGAGCUGGUUGGACCAACAUCCGUCAGAGAAGGAUCGUCUGGUCCUCAUACGAGGCACGUUGGAUUCGUACCUACGCUGGGUCAAACAGAAUUCCAUCAAACAGUUCCCGCCGGUGUACCUUCUCAUCAACGAACUAUUGGCUAAGGCUGUGGCUGAUUGCGUUUGA
Molecule: messenger RNA, 2328 nt
Organism: Galendromus occidentalis (western predatory mite)
Lineage: Eukaryota; Metazoa; Arthropoda; Arachnida; Mesostigmata; Phytoseiidae
Gene: fws
Product: Conserved oligomeric Golgi complex subunit 5 four way stop
Exons: 11
Coding region: 1-2328 (775 amino acids)
Biological process (GO): intra-Golgi vesicle-mediated transport
Cellular component (GO): COG complex
Source: RefSeq, a predicted model, not a curated record